AAGGAAAACAACUCAACCUCCUUGUUUCCACAAACACCACUCUGUUUCCAACUCCCCCUCCUCCUCCUCCUCCGCCGCCGCCGGCCGGCCACCAUGCACUUCAACAUCUCCGACAUCGGCAAGUCCGUCGCCAACCUCAGCAAGUCCGUUGUCGACACCGCCACCUCUGCCACCAGGAACGCCUCCGACGCCGUCUCGCACCUCGUCGACGGCAGGAAGCAGCUCGCGGAGGAGAGGAAUGACCUCCGGUCCCUCCUCGAAUCAUCCGGCGACGCCUUUCCCGGCUCCGACUUCCGACCCUCCGACCGCAAGAUGUGGAUGUCGGAGCUCGGUCCCGACCGCCUCCGCAUCAACCAAAUCGUUUGGCCGGGAACCCACGACUCCGCCACCAACGGGAUUGGCGUCCCCCUCGUCACCCGCCCCUUCGCCGAGUGCCAAACCCUUUCUAUCUACGACCAGCUCGCCGCCGGCGCCCGCGCCCUCGACGUCCGCGUCGAACAGAGCCGCCACGUGGCACACGGAAUUAUAAAAUCCUACUCCGUCGACGUCAUCCUCGACGACUUGAAGAAGUUCCUGGCGGAGACCGAGGCGGAGGUGGUGCUCCUUGAGAUCCGAACCGAGUUCGGCCACGAGGACCCGCCGGAAUUCGAGAACUACCUGGUGGAUCAGCUCGGCGACGUGCUGAUCCCCCACGACGAGGCGGUGUUCGGGAAGACAAUCGCCGAGGUGCUCCCCGGCCGGGUAAUCUGCGUGUGGAAGCCGCGGAAGUCGCCGGCGCCGGCGGCGGGGAGCAAGCUGUGGGGCGCAGGGUACCUGAGGGACAACUGGAUCGACUCCUUCCAGCCGAAGACCAAGUUCGACAGCAACAUGAAGCACCUGUCGGAGCAGCCGCCGGUGACGGAGAGGCGGUACUUUUACCGGGUAGAGAACACGGUGACCCCGAACGCAGAGAACCCGGUGGUGAAGAUGGUGGACGACGAGAUCAUGCCGUACGCAAGGCUGUUCGUGUCGCAGGCGUUCGCCGGCGGCGUGGCCAACCGGCUGCAGGUGUACUCCACCGACUUCAUCGACGGCGACUUCGUUGACCUGUGUGCCGGCGUCACGCACGCGCGGCUGGAAGGGCAAGCCUAAUUGGAUUGAGCCACAAAUAAAUAUUGUCAUUAAUUAGUAGUUAAUUAAAUUAUUUAAUCUUAUUGCCAUGUUUUAUUUAAUUUGGGUUUGCUUAGCAAAAUUAUGGCUUAAUUAUUAGCAGGAAGUGAUUGUGAACACAGUGGGGAUAAGAUGUACCUUAUCAUCGAAAUAAAGAGUUUUUUUUUAAAAAAAAAUAA
Molecule: messenger RNA, 1328 nt
Organism: Zingiber officinale
Lineage: Eukaryota; Viridiplantae; Streptophyta; Magnoliopsida; Zingiberales; Zingiberaceae
Exons: 1
Coding region: 94-1131 (345 amino acids)
Biological process (GO): lipid metabolic process
Molecular function (GO): phosphoric diester hydrolase activity
Source: RefSeq, a predicted model, not a curated record